Brassica napus (rape) is the source of this 1689-nucleotide messenger RNA. RefSeq names its product protein DOWN-REGULATED IN DIF1 11-like. Lineage: Eukaryota; Viridiplantae; Streptophyta; Magnoliopsida; Brassicales; Brassicaceae. The transcript has a single exon. The record is from RefSeq and is a predicted model, not a curated record. The coding region runs from base 1 to 492 and encodes 163 amino acids.
AUGGACACUAAGACAAUUUUUAUGGCAUUUUUCAUAAUCAACAUUUUAGUAUCAUGUGCGUAUCCAUGUUUGGGCCAAGAAGAUGUUGACGAUAAACCACUAGUCAAUCCCGGUGAGUUUGAUACAUUGGAUGCAUUAUCGCCGGCUUCGCAGGAGUACAAUAUUUAUAUGUUAGAGAACCUCCCACCAAAAUACAAAACGUAUCUCGGAACCUGCGCUGAUAAAAUGGGGCCCAGUGGUAUUUCGGAAUGUAAUGAAGAUGUUCUUAGAGAGAUUCUUACGAGCAAACCUGUUUCAAGAGAGUGUUGUUUGAUGGUAGUAAGAGCUGGAAAAGAAUGCUACAUGGAGAUUAGAAAGUUCAUGUUUCGAUUGUAUCAACUCAAACGCUUUGCUUCUCAAGUUUCUUUCAAAACUAAUGAGGUUUGGAACAGAUGUUCUGCUGAAGUUGAAAGUCCUUCAUCAUCUCACGACCACACGAUUUUGUUAUCUUGAUUAAAUCUUUUGUUAUAUUAUAUGAUGUAUCAUGAAAUAAUGGUUUGUUAUAUUAUUCUAACUAUAUAAAAUAAAAUAAAACAUUCAUCAGCUUAUUCGUUUUUCUAACUCUAAUGUGAUAUAAGAAAACUUUAGUGUGAUAUCUUGGUUGUUCUAACUAGUGUUUUCUUAGCAUGGUUUUUUAUUUUACCAAAUAUAAAACAUAAUUGCACAUGAAUCUUGUUAAACAAAAUCAUAUAUUUCUUUCUUUGUAACUCAAAUAAAUUAAGUGAUUUGAAAUUCAAUUAAAUUUAUGAAAACAAAUCAAACGUGAGAGAACGAUAUAGGAAAAAACAAUAGGUAACUUUCAUUUUUCGUGAAAUAAAAACGUUCAUGUCAUUUUUAUGAUCCUAGUUAGGACCUAAUAUGAAAAUUCAUGAUAAUGGGUUGUGAGUUAAUUAUCUAAAACUCUUUUACAAUGUUUUCCACAAAACAUAUAACUUCUCUGUUUUUCGAGGUUUAUAUCAUCUCUACUUUUGUAAUAAUCCACUUACAGAAUGAAAUAAUCUUUGUAUUCAUAGGAUCAAAAUAUAGAUUCUCAUGAGACUGAUCAGAGGGACAUUUAGUUGAUCAAAGGAACAAUAUGCUUAUGCUUGAUGGGCCAACACUCUAUAUUAAAAAAAGCAUCAUAUUUCAAUAGUUCAUAAGCUUUUAUUCAAGUAUAACCAGUAAGAACUCAGAUAAACAUAAACUCAGAGGGAUCAACGAUCCAAGAGACAAAAUUUCAUGAUUGUCUAUGUUCUUGGUAUUUAUCUCAAACGGCGUUUCAAGUUAUAUAUCCACAGUCAUCCUUGUUCAUGUUUUUGCUUCUUGUUCUUCUUCUUGCUUGCUUGUUAAAAAUUUAUGUAGUACUUAAUCAUAAAGAUCUAUUAGACAAGACUAGAAAAAAUUCUUAUACAAUUCUUUGCAAAAAAGCGUAUAUGCUUUAUCUACAAAUGAUCUUUGGUUUUGCGAAUUCAUCACUAUUUUAGACCAUGAAAUUUUUCAAGAAACAUAGAUCCAUGUUUCCAUUAGUUACAAUAUUUUACUUAAGUGAAACACUACUAUAUACAUUUCAUAUUGGUGUAAUUUUAUUCUUUAAAAAUAUUUAGUAAUUAUAAAUGUCGUUAUGAAAAAUAUUUAAAGACACAUGAAACAUAGUGAGUAUUAAAUUAACUA